UUAUUGCUAAUCAGUUUCGCACAUUUUAUCUCUUAUAAUUUGUAUAAAUAUUUAUAUAUCUUUGAUAUUUAUAUUAUAUAUUUGUUGAUUUGCUCAAGAAAUAUUGAUUAAUUUAUGGCUUUCGUGGCCGAAAGACAAAUAUUCAAACUACCAUUUCAAAAAAGGGUCAUAGAAUUAUAUACAUAUCUAUGUAUGUAUGUAUGUAUUUUUAACUUAGAAAAUUUUCAUAAAACCAUGUCAACCUAAAACUCCUUGAAUUUGGUGUCACAAUACGGAACCCCUGUUUAUUGUAAUACUGGGUAUUUACAAAUACUGAAGUUCAUGGCAACUAAGAAAAAAAAAUCAUUUUGAAAUUGGUUUCCAAGGAAACACUAUACAAUAACAAUCGAAAAGCAAUCGUUUCAGACGUUUAGUCAAUGUUUAAUUCAAAAAAUUAAUUUUUUUGUGCGAAUAUCUUUUUUAAUUAAAUAUAUAAAAUGGAUGAGUUGUCGGAAUACUCCUCAGAAAUUCUAGAAUUCAUGCCAACACAACAGUUGGGGAAGCAAUGUAAAAUGGUCGGAGCUUGUGUAAGCACAGACUUUGAGGCAAGUAGUCAGGAUAAAUCUGUGGAAACCACACUUCGUUUGCACACAAGCACACAAACAGAACUCUCCACCUCAUUACAAACUCAUGUUGAUGAGCAAAGGCUUGCGUUGUGGUUGAGAAAAAUUUAUCCCGCUGUUGAAGCACAACUACUCAAAGGAAUUACCCCUUUAAACAACUGCUGUGAGACUGUUGAUCACGCUUUUACCUCUUCCAACGAAAAAUUGAAAGUUCAAAUAUAUCAGAAGAUCACCGUUGGAGGCACAGAAAAUUCUCAAGGCAUCGCAACAUGGUUAUCUGUACAUACAAACAAUGCACCCAUGCUAGUAGUAAGCACCAGGUCACCACAUGAUAGCUGGUGUGAUCAUUUACAGCAAACCCUAAAGCUGUUGGUACCCAACCGCAUGCAAACUGCUAACCUAGUUGUUUAUACAGAAUUCAAAAAUCUGCCGCUUAAGGCAUGUCUUGGUUGCCUUAGUACGAAUACAUUCAACAAGAGCAUAUUUGCUGGCUCCACCAUGGACGGUGAUAUACAUAUAUGGGGAUGUCGAUCAAAUAAUCGAGUAGGAGAUAAUAAAUCAAGUAUAACUUUGGCCAGUACAUAUGAAAUCGACGAACUCUGUUGUUCAGCAUCUCCUCACGGUUGUGCUGUGGCUUUGUGCUGGUCAAGUGAAAAUCGUCUGCUAAGUUUCCAUUCUAAUGGUUUCAUCAUAAGCUGGGUUGUGGGCAAAGAAUUGAUUUUGGAAAAUGAUUUCCAGAUAAAAGUGCAAGUCAGUGAGAUUACAGCGGCUAUUUGUUUGAAUGCGAAUACUUGCGUGGUAGGCGUCAAGGAUGGUUCCCUAUUUUUAUGUACUAUAACUAGCUUCGGUACAAUGCGAAAACAGAUGGAAGUAGUACCGUUGAAAAAACAUUCAUUUAUGAUCACAACAUUAAUCAAAACCGUGUUCAAUAAUUGUCCAUCGGUUUUAAGUUGCGAUUUAAGCGGACAAGUCCUUUGUCACAGCAUAUCACAUCCAGAGGAGGAAAGUCGGGUCUUACGCAUUCCGUUGCCUUUUAAAAAUGCCAUUGCCUGUUCUAAGGAUGGACAUGUUAUCUAUUCUCCCGGGGCUGAUGGCUCUUUGGAAUAUUAUAACAUAGUCAGUGGAGUUCAUUCUAUUGUUAAAGGGACUUUACGUGGCAAAGGGAAUUUCAUCGCCUGUAGUGAUAAUGGAAACUGGAUCAUCACUGGACUUUACGCAGAUGACUUCCAAAUAUUUUAUAUAGACAAUUAGAUGGUGCAUAUGAAGAGAUCGCAUGACAAAAUAUGUAUAUUUAUAAACGGUAUAUCUGCUGCAAUGUGUAAAAGAAACAAUAAUAAAUAAUAUUAAUUUAUAAUAAUUGGAA
Messenger RNA from Bactrocera dorsalis (oriental fruit fly), 1965 nucleotides. RefSeq lists its product as uncharacterized. Bases 477 to 1853 code for a protein of 458 amino acids. The transcript has 5 exons. NCBI's taxonomy places the organism in Eukaryota, Metazoa, Arthropoda, Insecta, Diptera, Tephritidae. Gene Ontology annotation, molecular function: protein binding. The record is from RefSeq and is a predicted model, not a curated record.